Messenger RNA from Suillus subaureus, 1482 nucleotides. Its product is annotated as S-adenosyl-L-methionine-dependent methyltransferase. Lineage: Eukaryota; Fungi; Basidiomycota; Agaricomycetes; Boletales; Suillaceae. The coding region runs from base 229 to 1476 and encodes 415 amino acids. Gene Ontology annotation, molecular function: O-methyltransferase activity. The transcript has 13 exons. The record is from RefSeq and is a predicted model, not a curated record.
CGGGAUUAGUGGGGAACUUCUUCAUGAGAAUCAACGCUCAAGUCUUAAAAUAUUCUCACUGAGAGCUCUCAUGGCCUGUCUCAGCAGAUCUGGCAGAGAUAUAUGCUAACAACUCGUCUCGAAAGCCAACUCACGUUAUUUGAGUUUGAUGCGUCAUGACGCCAAGGAUUGCGAAGCAUGGUAUAAAAACCACUGACGGGAGUACCGUUGUUCCUUCAUUCCCCAAAAAUGACGGACUUGAAUGAACCGGAGGCCAAACUUGAGGCUCUCUUGAGCAUCAUCAAUUCCUCUGCACGCCAAGCAAUCGCAGAAUACAAGAACACAGGACAUGGAGUCCCUAGUGCAGACGCAACCACCUUCCACCCUCUCGAUUCGGCGACAGAUACAAUUGCCCUCAAAAAGGCAAUUAGGCUGCUCGAAGGUGCAUAUCACCAAUUGAGCGCAAUACUGGCUCCCCCCCAACACUCAGUCAUGAAUUUGCAGAUGUUUUGGACAAACAUCCAGAAGGUCUUAGCAGUCGAUAGGCUGGCUGAAGCAGUCAACCUCGAUAAGACCAAGACUGCGCGCAUCUUACGGGCUUUAUCGCUCAUGGGUUGCUUUAAAGAGGUUGAACGGGACGUCUUCGCAAACACUCGGCUAUCCCUCAUACUCAAGUCAACAAACAACGCUGGAUGUUUUGCAGGACUUCAUGCUCAGGACAUCUCGAAAUACGCUGCAGUUCUCUAUGAGACACCCCGAGUAUUGGCCUUCAGGAAGGUGGGUAUGAAGGGUAGCUACUGGGAUGCGAUCAAGGAUGAUGAUGAGAAACGAGAGCGAUUUCAUAGGAGCAUGCUUGGCCAAAAUGAGAUGAUGGGCGGUUCUGCAAUUCUGCAUCACUAUCCUUGGGAUAAUAUUUCAUCUGUGGUGGAUGUCGGAUGUGGCAUUGGGACAUUUUCUACUCCUCUGGCGAGAAUGUUCCCUCAUCUCAAAAUAACUGAUCAGGAUCUCCCGGAAGUUCUUCUGGAGGCGCAAGGUGUAUGGAAGAAGAAUGCUCCCGAAGCACUGCUAAACGGGCGCGUGGAGUUCGUGCCACUCAAUUUUCUCGAGGGCGUACCUGUUACUGGGAAGGAUGUUUAUUAUUUAAGGCACGUUAUCCACGACUGGCAGGAUCGCGAGGCAACGACGAUCCUUCGUAACAUUCGCAAGGUCAUGGGACCAAACAGCCGAGUGUUAAUUCAUGAUUGCGUGCUCUUACGCGCAGUGCAGGAACCCGGAUUUGGAACUGACGGGUUAAGCACCGCCCCUGAACCUAUAUUACCGAACUUUGGGGCAGGCGCUCACAGACCGUACCAAAUGGACAUUACGAUGUGGCUUGUUCACAAUGCCAAGGAACGAACCCUGGACGAAGUGAAGAUCCUCGGGGCCUCUGUUGGCUUAGCACUCACCCAGGUUUAUGAUCUUGUGGAUACAAUGGUCAUGGAGUUCAGAAUUGCUUAGAACUGA